Molecule: messenger RNA, 981 nt
Organism: Theileria parva strain Muguga
Lineage: Eukaryota; Apicomplexa; Aconoidasida; Piroplasmida; Theileriidae
Exons: 2
Coding region: 1-981 (326 amino acids)
Source: RefSeq, a predicted model, not a curated record
AUGGUGAAAAUUAGUCCUGAUCCCGUGACGUUGUUGACCAAGUGCAUUGACGCUGAGAGGUCUAAAAUAUCAAUAAAAAUCGAAGCCUUUGAUAUUGAACUGAAACCCGAAACCACCGAAAAACACCUACAAACCAACGACUCCGAACUUCUCGGAAGAAUACACACCGAAAUACAAGCGAAAAAUGAACCAGAAACAAAAGAGAAAGAAAUCUCAGCUGUGGAACCCAAAAUUGUCAAAGUAGAACAGGAAAUUGAUGCUAUCGAGCCUAAAAUAAUCAAAGUUGAACAGGAAAUUGAUGCUAUCGAGCCUAAAAUAAUCAAAGUUGAACAGGAAAUUGAUGCUAUCGAGCCUAAAAUAAUCAAAGUUGAACAGGAAAUUGAUGCUAUCGAGCCUAAAAUAAUCAAAGUUGAACAGGAAAUUGAUGCUGUGGAGCCUAAGAUUGAAAAAGUUGAACAGGAAAUUGAUGCUGUAGAGCCUAAAAUAAUCAAACUAGAUCAAGAAAUUGACGCUGUCGAGCCCAAAAUAAUCAAGGUUGAGCAGGAGAUCUCAGCUGUGGAGCCUAAACUAAUCAGAGUAGAGCAGGAAAUAUCAGCUGUGGAGCCCAAAAUAAUCAGAGUAGAACAGGAAAUCAGUGCUACUGGGCCUAAAAUAGUAAAGUUGGAGCGUCAGACGUUGGCUAGAGAAGAAGUUGAGAGAAUAAGUAAGGAGACGGAGAUUGAGGAUUUGGUUGAGUCUGAAGUUGAGGAGAAUCCGUUACUGAAGGACAAUUCUGACGAUCAAAGUUACUCUGACACUGGCCUUUCCUCCUUAUCUUCAAUGGAGUUUGAAAUUAACAAGGAGGGAUUUUCAUCACUAAGCGACAAGGAUCCAAAGACCAUCCUCACCUGGAACGUCUGCGGACUCGCACUCUCCAAGUCCAAAAAAAACAUCUGGGAAUCAUUCAUACAAAUUGUCAAACAACACGAUCCCGUAUACUAA